Messenger RNA from Scheffersomyces amazonensis, 657 nucleotides. RefSeq names its product Ssr1p (gene SSR1). The record is from RefSeq and is a predicted model, not a curated record. The transcript has a single exon. The coding region runs from base 1 to 657 and encodes 218 amino acids. Lineage: Eukaryota; Fungi; Ascomycota; Pichiomycetes; Serinales; Debaryomycetaceae.
AUGGUUUCUUAUUUAAAAGUUUCUAGUUUAAUUGCUUUAGCUGCUUCUUUACAAACUGUCGUUGCUGCUCCUCCAGCUUGUUUAUUGGCUUGUGUAGCUCAAGUUGAAAAGGGCUCAUCUUGUUCUGGCUUAAAUGAUAUAAGUUGUGUUUGUUCUAGUGAAGGUUCUGCUGUUGAACAAUGUUUAAACAGUAUUUGUCCAAAUGGUGAUGCUUCUGCUGCUAUUUCUGCCUUUGAAAGCAGUUGUCAAGGUUACAGCUUGAACUUAUCUUCUUCAUCAUCUUCAUCUUCUUCAUCCACUUCUUCUUCAUCAAGCAGUUCAUCAUCUUCAUCAUCUUCUUCUUCUACUUCCACUACUUCAUCCUCCUCCUCUUCUUCAUCUACCUCCACUACUUCCACUACUUCUUCAAGUACCGCUGCUGCUUCUUCUUCAAUUAUUCCAUUCGAACUUGUUUCUCCAAGUUCCACUGAAGCUGUUCCAUCAUCAACUACUACUUCUUCAGCUCCAGCCACUACUUCUUCCACCUUAGCUACUUCUUCCACCACUAGUGCUGCUCCAUCUAGUACUGCUGCUGUCUCUACUCAAAGUGCUGGUGCCGAUGCUAAGCAAUUAUCUUACGCUGCUUUAGUCGGUUUAGUUGGUUUUGCUUUCUUAUAA